Molecule: messenger RNA, 876 nt
Organism: Tetrahymena thermophila SB210
Lineage: Eukaryota; Ciliophora; Oligohymenophorea; Hymenostomatida; Tetrahymenidae
Exons: 10
Biological process (GO): nucleocytoplasmic transport; activation of GTPase activity
Cellular component (GO): cytosol; nucleus; perinuclear region of cytoplasm
Molecular function (GO): small GTPase binding; GTPase activator activity
Source: RefSeq, a predicted model, not a curated record
AUGGAAAAAAAUUCAUAAAAAAAAAUGGAAAAUUAAAUUGAUGAUGAAGGUGCAUUAGGCUUAGGUUCUGCUUUAACAAAUUGUAUUAAUCUCUCAAAUUUGACACUUAACCUUGGAAAUAAUUAAAUUGGUGUAAUUGGUGCAAUUGGAGCAUCAGGCUUAGGUUCUGCUUUAGCAAAUUGCAUUAAUCUCUCAAAUUUGACACUUUGCCUUGAUAGAAAUUAAAUUGGUGAUAAAGGUGCAUCAGGCUUAGGUUCUGCUUUAGCAAAUUGCAUUAAUCUCUCAAAUUUGACACUUGAACUUAGGGGAAAUUAAAUUGGUGCAAUGGGUGCAUCAGACUUAGGUUCUGCUUUAGCAAAUUGCAUUAAUCUCUCAAAUUUGGAACUUUACCUUCUAAACAAUUAAAUUGGUGAUGAAGGUGCAUCAGGCUUAGGUUCUGCUUUAGCAAAUUGCAUUAAUCUCUCAAAUUUGACACUUUACCUUAAUGGAAAUUAAAUUGGUGAUAAAGGUGCAUCAGGCUUAGGUUCUGCUUUAGCAAAUUGCAUUAAUCUCUCAAAUUUGACACUUUGCCUUGGUGGAAAUUAAAUUGGUGCAAUGGGUGCAUCAGACUUAGGUUCUGCUUUAGCAAAAUGCAUUAAUCUCUCAAAUUUGACACUUGACCUUAAUAGAAAUUAAAUUGGUGAUAAAGGUGCAUCAGGCUUAGGUUCUGUUUUAGCAAAUUGCAUUAAUCUCUCAAAUUUGACACUUAACUUUGGUGGAAAUUAAAUUGGUGCAAUGGGUGCAUCAGACUUAGGUUCUGCUUUAGCAAAUUGCAUUAAUCUCUCAAAUUUGACACUUUGGCUUGGGUAAAAACAGUUUAUUUGUUUUGGAUUGUGA